AGCCGAUUAGAUAAUGAAACGCAACCCGUGUGUCUUUCAGUGUAGCGCACGUAUUCCUGCAUACGCUCUCUAACACUCUGUAAAGUGUUGUUUUUGCCUUACUUUUAGGUUCAAACGUCAAUAUUUGUGUAAUAAAUAAAUAUCAAUACUCAUAAAGAGUUCUUAAUUUCUCUGGCGGAUUUGUGGCGGGGGCAGCUGAGAGGACGAACAUGUCGGGAAAGAGUUUUCGCGUUAGCGACGGAGACUGGAUUUGUUCUGAUAAAAAGUGUGGAAAUGUCAACUUUGCCAGAAGAACGAGUUGUAACCGAUGUGGCAGGGAUAAGACAACUGAAGUAAAGAUGAUGAAAGCAGGGGGAACCGAGAUUGGAAAGACCCUGGCUGAGAAGAGCAAAGGUCUCUUCAGUGCCAACGAUUGGCAGUGCAAAACUUGUGGCAAUGUAAACUGGGCCAGAAGAUCAGAGUGCAACAUGUGUAACACCCCUAAAUAUGCCAAACUGGAGGAAAGGACAGGAUAUGGUGGAGGGUUCAAUGAGAGAGAGAAUUUAGUUUACAAUGAGCGAGAGGAGUCCGAUGGCGAGUAUGAUGAGUUUGGGCGCAUAAAAAAGAAGUUUCGUGGAAAAAGCAAGCAGGACAGUGACAAGAAAGAGGAACCAAAAAAAAAUGUUGUCGAUGAAGACGAAGAAGAAGAGGAUGACGAUGAAGAAGGAGAUCUUUCAAAAUACAAACUUGAUGAUGAUGAAGAUGAUGAAGAUGAGGCAGAUUUGUCCAAGUAUGAUUUGGAUGCUAGUGAAGAAAAGAAAGGGAGUCGCUCCGGCUCCUCGCGGUCAUCAUCUCGCUCGUCCAGUUCAAGUUCCCGGUCUAGGUCCAGGAGCUCAUCCAGUUCCAGAUCUCGUUCUCGCUCCAGGUCCAAUUCCAGAUCCAGCUCCAGAUCAGGAAAGGGCUCGGUUUCCUCAAAGAAGAGAUCUCGCUCCCCUUCAUCAUCGCCUGAGGGAGGCCAGAAAAGGAGUCGCUCCAGGUCCUCCUCUGGUGGCCGCAAAAAAAGACGCUCACGAUCGCACUCGUCUGAAAGGCGCAGAGGCUCAUCUGGAUCUUCCCACUCUGGCUCAAGCUCAAAACAGAAAUGAUUAACAAAAGAAACAAAUCUUUCUAAAACUGCAUGGUUUUUUUUUUUUUUUUUUGCAACUACCCAACUGUUUGAAUUCACAUUGAUUUCUAUGGAAACAAAUACUAGCGCAUCUGUUCACAUAACCUCUUAAAAGUUCUCUGACUUUUUUUUUUUAAACCUCUAGCCAAAUCUCUAAACAGUAUAACUCAAGAUGUAAAGUCUUUAGUGUCAGUGGGUUUAUAGAAAAAUAACAUCAAGUCUGUGACUAUAAAUGGUGCAUAUCUUCUGAACAUCAACCAUUUUGUGGGAAAUUAUGCAAAUUAUAUUACUACAGUAGUUUUAUUCAACCAUUGUCAUCAGAAUAACCAAUUCAUUAUCAAACCAUUUAUGCUGAUUUCAGAAGUGCCCAGAUGCUGGUUUUAUAGUUCUUUUAUAUGAACUGUUGAUGGCUUAAACAUUACUUAAUCAACAAUGCCAGCGUAUUAUAGAGCGCUUUUCCUCUGAGGCAUAACAUUGCCUUGUCUAAUUGUGUGCGUUAAAGGUAAGUAUGUUUUUCUAUACUUGUAGAGAUUUGUUUUCUUUUUUUGUGUGUGUGUAAUAAACUUUAAUUUUAUGAUCUAUCAUUUGUGGAACUAAGAAACUGUAGAUGACUCAAAUGACUGAUAGCAUAAAUUACUGGAUUGUUUAUUUUUUUCUUCUGUGGAUCAAAUUUGGAAUAUGUGAAAUAAUCACCCUCCCUCUUCCAACAUACAAAAUAAGAAAAUGUUUUACUGUUCAUUAAAAUUACAUAAGUGUAACCAACAUGAAUAAACACUUGUUAAUCUGAAA
Messenger RNA from Carassius carassius (crucian carp), 1933 nucleotides. RefSeq names its product zinc finger, RAN-binding domain containing 2 (gene zranb2). The record is from RefSeq and is a predicted model, not a curated record. The coding region runs from base 210 to 1124 and encodes 304 amino acids. Gene Ontology annotation, biological process: RNA processing. The transcript is spliced from 10 exons. NCBI's taxonomy places the organism in Eukaryota, Metazoa, Chordata, Actinopteri, Cypriniformes, Cyprinidae. Gene Ontology annotation, molecular function: RNA binding; lipopolysaccharide binding.